This is a messenger RNA of Belonocnema kinseyi, 777 nucleotides long. It is a transcript of the gene mRpL13, whose product is annotated as 39S ribosomal protein L13, mitochondrial. The coding region runs from base 179 to 715 and encodes 178 amino acids. NCBI's taxonomy places the organism in Eukaryota, Metazoa, Arthropoda, Insecta, Hymenoptera, Cynipidae. Gene Ontology annotation, biological process: negative regulation of translation; translation. The transcript is spliced from 4 exons. Gene Ontology annotation, cellular component: mitochondrial large ribosomal subunit; ribosome. Gene Ontology annotation, molecular function: mRNA binding; structural constituent of ribosome. The record is from RefSeq and is a predicted model, not a curated record.
AACGACAAGGAAUUGUGGAAACUGGAAAUCCAAGUCGGUCUUUUCCAAAAAUGUUGAUUAUUUCUUUAAAAACUGCGAGAUGAACUAAUAAAAUAGUAAUAUUGAUUUCGACAAAUAAUAACAUUUUUAUAUAAUAGUUUUAUCUUUGGCAUCAGUUUUUAUUCUGAAAACUAACAGAAUGUCACUUCUUCGAAAAACACAACAAUGGGGUACAUUUAGUCGUGUGUGGCACAUUUAUGAUGCGAAAUGGCAAGAUCCAUUCGAAAGUGCAAAACUCAUAAAAAAAUAUCUUAUGGGAUUGUACAAGCCCAUAUAUCACCCAAUGAAUGAUUGCGGUGACAACGUGGUAGUAAUAAACAGUAAACUUAUCGCCUUGAAAGGAGACGAAUGGAGAAAGCGUGUUUUUUUCCACCACACUGGAUACCAUCGUGGCGAUUCUUACACCCUCGCUUGGGAAUUGCACAGCAAAGAUCCCACCCUGAUUGUGAAAAAAGCAGUCUACAGCUCGAUGACAGGAAAUUUGCAACGUCGUUACACAAUGCAACGUCUGCACAUUUUCCCGGACGAAAAUAUCCCGGAACGUAUUUUGGAAAAUGUGAGCAACCAAAUUAAGCAACUCAGGCCGGUGCCAGUUAGGCUUGAUCACAUACCGAAGGAAGAAGUUGAGCAGUUCCCACAACUCGUGAAGUUGCCGGAGAAUUACGUGGUUCGAUAAAAUCUGCUUAAUUGGAAUUUAUUUGUGAGUGUAGAUCAAGAAUAUAGAGUAAUUUGUAAAUA